Syngnathus acus (greater pipefish) is the source of this 1917-nucleotide messenger RNA. RefSeq names its product uncoupling protein 1 (gene ucp1). Gene Ontology annotation, biological process: adaptive thermogenesis; response to cold; mitochondrial transport. Gene Ontology annotation, molecular function: oxidative phosphorylation uncoupler activity. Bases 145 to 1074 code for a protein of 309 amino acids. The record is from RefSeq and is a predicted model, not a curated record. Lineage: Eukaryota; Metazoa; Chordata; Actinopteri; Syngnathiformes; Syngnathidae. Gene Ontology annotation, cellular component: mitochondrial membrane. The transcript has 7 exons.
AAGAGAUCGGAAGGGGCGGGGGGGAGGGGGAAUGCAUAAAUAACGGAGCCAAACCACAUCCUACCUGCCCUUUAUGGCUUACAAUCUGCUAAUCCUGCCCGGCGACACACGAGACUCCACAUUUCACGUCAUAUUGUGGGCGACAUGGUCGGCCUGAAACCCUCAGACGUGCCCCCGCCCUUAGGGGUGAAGAUGGCAAGUGCGGGAGCGGCGGCGUGCAUUGCCGACAUCGUCACAUUUCCCCUGGACACGGCUAAAGUCAGACUUCAGAUCCAAGGCGAAAAGGUGGCGGCGGCAGCAGCCAAAGACAUCCGCUACAGAGGCGUGUUCGGGACCAUCACUACCAUGAUCCGUACCGAGGGUCCGCGGGCGCUCUAUAACGGGCUGGUGGCGGGCCUGCAGCGGCAGGUGUGCUUCGCCUCGGUGCGAAUCGGCCUCUACGACAACGUCAGAGAUUUCUACACCGGAGGAACGCCAAACGCGAGCGUGCUUAUGCGGAUCCUGGCCGGCUGCACGACGGGCGCCAUGGCGGUGUCGUUCGCUCAGCCCACCGACGUGGUGAAGGUGAGGUUCCAGGCUCAGAUGAACCUGGACGGAGUGGCGCGGCGCUACAGCGGCACCAUGCAAGCCUACAAACACAUCUUCCAAAAUGAAGGACUGCGCGGACUCUGGAAAGGAACGUUGCCCAACAUCACGAGGAACGCGCUGGUCAACUGCACCGAGCUGGUGACGUACGACCUCAUCAAAGAGGCCAUCCUGCGACACAAGCUCAUGUCAGACAAUCUGCCGUGUCAUUUUGUGUCGGCCUUCGGCGCCGGCUUCGUCACCACGGUGAUCGCCUCCCCGGUGGACGUGGUGAAGACGAGGUACAUGAACUCACCGCCGGGUCAGUACCGCAGCGCUAUCAACUGCGCCUGGACGAUGAUGACCAAAGAAGGGCCCACGGCUUUCUACAAGGGCUUCGUGCCGUCCUUCCUGAGGCUGGGCUCGUGGAACGUUGUCAUGUUUGUCUCCUUUGAGCAAAUCAAGCGCGCCAUGAUGGUGACCAAGAAGCGCUUUGACGCCUCCAACUGAGCCUGACUGCAGUGGACACAACAUUAGGUACACUCAGUACAUCUCCCUCUCAAGAGAGAAAUUGUGGGGUUAUCAAAUAAUUUAUUAUAUGCUUAUAAGUAAAUGUAGUAAUAAAAUAUUUUUCAGAUUAAAUAGUUAAAUGCACAAUAUUUUUGAGUAUUUUUUAAAUAUUCCAACAAAUUAAGUAUGAUUACUGUUCUGAAUGUUAUGAAUGACUAUAUUUAAUACAAUUCAAGAUUUAAUUAGAGGUGAAUAUAACAGUUUAAUAUUCUAAAAUAAUCAGUGAAAUAUUCCCAUAUGAAAAGUUGUAUUAAUUCAAUACAUUAAAUACAAUUAUUGAAUACAGUAGUGCCUUCUAAAAUAGUUUUCUUGCAUAAAUAUAUUUCAUAUUCUAAGCAAUAUAUUGUAGAUAAUUAACCUAAUUGCAUUUAAUGAAUUACCAUAUACAAUUAUUAAAUAGACACAAUCAAAUGUUUUAUAUAUUUAAUGAAAUGUUCAUUGUAAAAAAAAACAACAACCUUAAAUGUCUUAUCCUCAUGUACAUGCCACAAAAUGCAUUUUUAAUACUUUCAAUGUAUUUUGUUGAUGCUAUUUUAAAACAUGUUUAUUCUAUUGACUACAUAACAGUAUUUCCUCUCUCAGGGGUGUAAGGGUAAAAAAAAAAAAAAAGUACCAAAUGUUAUGUCCAAUGAGUGUGACACACUGUGUGUAAGUGGGGUUGGGGUCAGAGGUAACAUUUGCACUUUAAUAAGACGUCUUAAUCCUCCCAAAUGUCCAUAGUACUCACAUGUAUAAGAUGUUUAUAUGAAGAAGUGUAUCUAUAAACAAACUUCACCUCUUUUA